Ostertagia ostertagi is the source of this 486-nucleotide messenger RNA. Lineage: Eukaryota; Metazoa; Nematoda; Chromadorea; Rhabditida; Trichostrongylidae. The record is from the annotation of a GenBank genome assembly.
AUGGAUCGUGUAGAGAUAUCUGAAAGCGUCCAUGUAACUGAUGAAAAGCGAGUUUCGCCGGAAUCUGUCAGUAUGGUUGAACAAGAAAGCCCUAUAGGGGAUGCAGGAAUUCAGUGUACUCCAACUCCGCAAGUCAUCAAACACUUUGAAGAUAUAAGUGAAAUUUGGCCUGAGAGUCUGAAAAGCGGUUCUGAAAAAGAAGGGUAUGGCAAGGACGUGAAUGAGGGUUUGAAUCGUAGUGAGCUAUGCGACAGUUUGUCAACGUCCAUAAUACAACUGAUGACGGACUCAGCAUCACCACGACGUCGUUCAUUAUCGCAGAUAGCGCGCCGCUAUGAGUUAAGCGAAUCCCUGUUAGAGGAUUCUAUCAGUUCCUCGUCGAAGUCGCCACGUGCUCCCAAAGAACGAUUUACAACUAAAAUGCCUGCUUCAAUUUCACCUCGAGCGAAAGCACUACUGGAGGAAGGUCUAGACUAUUCAUGGUGA